AUGUACGGCGGACCCUCCUCCAAACUCGGCCGUGCUGGCCCUAAACGCCUCCGUUCGUCUUUCCCCCCUCUGCCGUCUCACCGUCCGCCUUCCUCCGCCAACUCUAAUCGCUCCCUCGGUGGCUCUGUCCAGAAAACGCCACCAACGGCGGAGGAGACUUCCAGCCUUGUAUCCGGAAGCAAUCCCCUCCCUUUCUCUAUGAUCGUAAAGCUGACGCCAGAGCUAGUGGAAGAGGUCAAGCGCGUGGAGGCUCAGGGUGGCAUUGCAAGAAUGAAAUAUGACCCCAACCCUAACAAUUCCAAUGGAAAUAUUAUUGACGUUGGUGGGAAGGAGUUCAGAUUUACAUGGUCAAGGGACGGUGAUCUAUGUGAUAUUUAUGAACAGUGCCAAAGUGGCGUAGAUGGAAACGGUUUGCUUGUUGAAUCUGGGUGUGCAUGGCGCAAAGUGAGUGUACAGCGUAUCUUGGACGAGUCCGCUAAGAAUCACGUCAAAAUGCGGUCAAAGGAAGCCGAACGCAAGCUCAAGUCACGCAAAGCCAUUGUCUUGGAGCCUGGGAACCUGUCUACAAUGAACCAGAUAAAGCCAUUGGCAGCAGUUGGGGCUACAUCAGGAAAGAAUUACAACACAAAGAAAGACACUGCACUUAAGAAAAGGAAAGUGGAAACUCUUCAAGUUGGAGGCCCCCCAAAAGCCUCCCGUAUAUCUGGAUUGAUGUCAAUAAGUACUAUUGCCAAGGGAAAGCGUUCGUCUCUUCUUCCAUCUUCACCUGAUCAUUUUGCUCCUUCCUCUCCACUAGGAGCUGUAAAAAAAAUCCCUGGAAGGUAUUUUUUAAAGCCAGGGGCGGAAUUGAAAAGCUUCAAGAAACCUCAGACUGAAAGUGGAAGUUUGCCUGAAGAAAAUCAUAACCAAGCACCUUCCCAUAAAGAGUUUUACAACCAGACAUCAGCUCCACAGGGAUGUUUUGAAGAGAAAACUCCAAAUGACGAUUUGAAAGAAACAAUACAAUUAAAAUCCAAAGUGGAUGGAGAAUCAAACCCAUUGGAAAAAAUUGAAUUGCGACAUGCUUCACUUAAUAUAUUUGGUGACAAAAAAGAUUCUGAUUAUAGUGAAGGGAGGGCAGGAAGCUCCAGUGAUAGUGAUAGUGAUAAUGAUAGUGACAGUGAAAGUGACAGUAGUGACAGUGAAAGCUAUAGUAGGAGCAGAGGUAGAAGUCCCACUGGAUCAGGAAGUGGGAGUAGCAGUGACAGUGAAAGUGACACAUCUUCCAGCAGCAAGGAGGGAUUGGAGGGUUCUGAUGAGGAUGUAAAUAUUAUGAGUGAUGAUGAAAAAGAGCCAAAGCACAAAGGGGAAACCUGUGAUCAAAGGAUUUCCUUACCCAUUCCAGUAACAUCUUCUGAUGGAAGAUUUAUGCAGAAUGAGGCUGAUGAGAAGCAGGAUGGUAAUGAAUCUGAUGCAGUUGAUAUUGGAAAAGACUCACCCGAGGAACCGGAAGCUAGAAUGGUGCUAACUACAGAUAAUGUUUUUGAUAACGUUGGAAAAUAUGCAGAAGAGACAGAACCUUUUUCAUUCGAGUAUCAACAGCUCCAGGAGCGCAGACAUUAUUUAGGGAGUUUGAUUGAUGAAAAGCAAGGUAAAUUCAAAGAUAGCUCUAAGAACAAACAGUCUGACAGCCCUUAUAGGCUAUCUAAAGGUAAACAUAAGAGGGGUUCCGAAUUGAACAACAUUGACGAGAAUUCUGAAGGUACAAAGAGGCUGAAUGCAGGAAACUUGACCCAUGACUCAAAUUCUCUGGCUACAGAUGUGAAAAUGUUGGGGAACUCUAGAGCUGACAGACAAGGAAACUCCAAUCUUGGUAACCAGAAAGGAUACAAUCGAACAUUGCCAGGAAAAUCUAUUCUAGAUUUACCACAAACAGUUCAAAGGGCUUUUGACCAAAGCCCUCAAGGAAACACUUCCUAUCCAUUGGAAAAAUCAGACAAACUUGGUGAAAGCACGAGGCACAGCAGAAAACACUCAGGAAAGGACUUCCAUGCAGAAGUUUCUCAUGUGCAGGAAAAUAGAGCAAACACUUCAGAGGACAUGAAUUCAACUAUUACUAAAGUAAAACCUUCUUUGAGAAACACAAAUAAAAAGAUUGUAGAUUAUCCUUUUAAAGACUCAAUAAAGUCUCUUUCUAGAGUUAUUCAAACUCAUUCGCAACAUUUGAGUGGAGAGAAUGCGGACAUUGGAUCUCAAAACAACCUGACAGAAUCGAAUACCAAAUUCAGAAAUAAUGAAUCCGGGGUGAGCCAUGAUAAUAAAUUGGAUGGUCGCAGUGAAAGCAAUAGAAGAGUGUCCGCAAAUGGAUCAAAGCAAGACACACAAAGCGGAAUGAUUUCCUACCCUGUGAAAGAGAGUAAAAGACAAACAGCUAAUUCAUGUGAAGAGGUUGCUGAUGGAAGAAAGGAUUCAGUAUUUGCAGAUAGAAAUAAUACUGACCAAAAAAAGAGAGAAUCUUCCUCAUAUGAAAGUAGUUGCUCUUAUUUAAAGUAUGAAAAAGAGGAACCUGAAUUAAAGGGACCUAUAACGUCCAUCUCCCAAUACAAAGAAUACGUGCUGGAGUACCAUGAAAAAUAUGAGAGUUACGUCUCCUUGAACAAGAUUUUGCAGAAUUACAGUAACGAGUUUCAGAAACUAGCUGAUGAUUUAGAACUUGCUAAAAGCAAGGGGGAUAUGGACAGAUAUCACCACAUUGUGGAACAAAUUAAUGAGUCCUUUGGGCGAUGCGGAUUGAGACACCGGAGACUGAAGAAAAUAUUUGUUGUGCUUCAUGAAGAACUGGCGGAUAUUAAACAAAAGACAUUAAAGAUGUGUGUCCCAUUGUUAAUACACUCAAUGUCGGGCUGA
Vicia faba (fava bean) is the source of this 2886-nucleotide messenger RNA. Lineage: Eukaryota; Viridiplantae; Streptophyta; Magnoliopsida; Fabales; Fabaceae. The record is from the annotation of a GenBank genome assembly.